CCCAUUGGACGAGUCUUCGCUGAAACCAAAUCACACACAUAAACACCGAUUACUCACCUCCAGUGGCACUUUGGGUUUGAAGAAGCAGAUCUGAGCAGAGGAGCUGCAGACACCUGGAAGACCUUCAGGAACAGCCAACAUCUUCAGAAAGAAGAUGCCUCUAAAAGCCAUGUUCUUCAUGUUGCUAUGUGUUUGCUGUGUGGACCGAUGUGUGAGUUUCCCCAACGGCUCAGUGGCGUUCUCCUGUGGCAACAUGAUGCCGGUACACCCGCCCUUCACCCCCUCCACCAGCAGCCCACCGUUCACACUGUCCACCUCUAGUGCCACCUACAGGCCAGGUGACGUCAUUACAGUGACGCUGGCGGUGGUGGACAACAGCUCCUCAGAGUUCCAGGGUUUCCUGCUACAGGCCAGGAGCAGAGCACAACAGGCUCUUCUAUGGCCUGUAGGAAAGUUCACCAACAUCAACGCCUCCCAGAUCACUUCACUGCACUGUAAAAACAUAGAGAACUCGACUGUCAGUCAGGCAUCAGGAGACAAGAGGAGGGAAGUCCAGCUGACCUGGGAGGCUCCUAGCAGCAGGAACUAUGGAGAUAUCUACUUCAGCGCCACUCUGGUCCAGGACUACUCCAGGUUCUGGGUGGGUCUGAACAGCAGCUCUCUGAGGCUGGACAGCAGCGGGAACUCUGCAGCCAGAGUCUUCUCCUCCUCCUCCUCAGCUCUGCUCUUCAUCAACCUGCUGAGUGUGUCGGUUUACUGCUGACGCACAAAAACACACACAACUCCCAUCCACGCAGAGCUGCUUUUAGCUGGAGCUUCCUCUUAACCCUCCUGUUGUCCUCAUUUACAGGCACCAAAAAAUAUAGUUUCCUUGUCUGAAAAAAAUCUAAAAAUUCUGCAAAAAAAUUCCCCAAAUUUCUGAAAAUUUGCAAAACCUUCAGGAAGAAAACUGCAAUAAUUCCUUAAAAGUUUCCCUUAAAAGUUUUAUUUAAAAAAAAUCCCCCAAAUUUGGCAAGAAAUUUCUUGUAAAUGUUUUCAAAAAAUGAGUAAAAAUCUUCCAAAAAAAUCCUAAAAAUAUCUAAAGUGAUUCCAUAUAUAUCAGUAAAACUUCUAAUAUUUUCUUUAAGAACAUUCACAUAAAAAUCAACCAAAAUCCAGUGAAAUUUGCUGGAUUUUGAUUGGAGUUUUUUUUUGUGAAUGUUCUUAAACAUUUUUAACAUUUCUUUUUCCCACCAAAAAAUGUUCAAAGAUUUCCCAAAAAUGUUGAAAAUGUGGACAUCAGAAGUUUCACUGUGAAAGUAUAUAUUUUUCUCCACAUUUUCAAACUUUAAAUUUGCAAAAUCUUCAGGAAGAAAAUUCCAAUAAUUCCUUAAAAGUUUGUCCACUUAGAUCCUCUCAGCUGCAGAUGUGAUUUUAUCUAUAUAGUAAACUGGAACAUUUGUAAUAACAACUGUAUUCCUUCAUCUUGGAGCAAAGCUGGACAUAUCUGCAGUGAUUCUUAUCUGUGUUUACAACAAAACCUGUGUAAUAUCACUUAAAUGUCAAAAGAUUCAACAACGGCCUCCCCUCAACAACUGCAUUACUUCUCAGUUGACAUGUAUUUCUUCUGAUGAACGAAAACAAACGCAGGUCCAAAGUAAAGCACCUGAAAUGUAUGAAUCCAGCUAUGAAGGUCCCACAUGUUUGGUACGAACCUGAACCAUCACAGUGAACGCAUCGUCCUGAGGUACGAGUGUCCCAGUAUGGGCCUGAUGCUUCACACUUCACACAGACGUUAUCAGCUGAAAUCUGACUUCUUGUGGCAGUUUAGAUGUUACAUUAUGUCGACCUUUAUAGAUCCAAGAAUCCUACAGUUCUACGGUUUCAUGUAUCAGACGCUUUUACCCAAGGCGACGUACAUCUUAGGAUAGAUCCAACACAAGCAAGGAUCUAGUCAGGAGGAAACAACCUGGAUAAGAGCCAUAAAACAAGUUCAAGAGUUAUAAUAGGAACGUGGCAUCUACAGGCAGUACACGGAAUAGGAUUUUUAGGAUUUAGGAUUUUUAUAUUUUUUUAUUUGCAGUCUGUGAAGUGCAAACAUGUUCAAUGCAUGAAAAAAACUUGUUUGUUUUACCCUACAUAAGUGCAAGAUUAAACUGAAGAACAGGAAAAGAAGUCUGAUGAAUACUUGGAGCCUCAGAUAAAUUAGUUUGUCCUGAGCCACAGUGAACACGUCGUCCUGACAGCGAAGCACAGAUGUAGGAGUCGGGUGGAUCCACAUUCAUUUUAGUGGGGGGGCACAGGGGGGUACAACACAUAAUUUGGGGGGGCACUGAAAAGUUGGAAGAAAAAAUGAAAGCUGCUACCGACCUCUCGCUUUUACAAAGUAUUUUACAUGUUUUUUUGGCUCUUUAACCCAAUAGGAAAGCUGUAUAUGACCUUUUCAUUUUGGACUGUUAACAUUCAAAUUAUGAUGGACUUGUUUCCUUGUUUAUGUAAAUUACAGCAUCAUUAGCUGCAACAUCUGCCUGUUCUGUAAAACUGGUAGCUCAACGACAGCAUCCUGAGGGCAAUUAAGUGACAAAUAUUGUGCAAGAACAGCACUAUUACAACCCUGUCAAUUUCCACUUCUUAGAAUGUUUACUGCCAAUUAUCGCACAUAAAACAAGAAAUAAUAUUCUGUACUUUUAGCAACCAGUUCUCAGCUGUAAACCAUAAACAUCACAGGGUUCUGUAUGCGAAUCAGUCUAAAUCAGAAUGAGUACUACCCACUACACAGUGAACAAUAACAAUCUGUUCCCUUGAUCUGUGGUAAAAUAAUCUGAAAUGUUCUGUGCAGUAAUGUAAGUUUAAAAAUACAAUAAAAUACAAUAAGCAACACUCUAUACAUUUAAUAGUAAACCUGAGAACAAUAAACAGUAGCAAUACUCCAUAU
Messenger RNA from Amphiprion ocellaris (clown anemonefish), 2914 nucleotides. Its product is annotated as putative ferric-chelate reductase 1. Gene Ontology annotation, molecular function: oxidoreductase activity, acting on metal ions. The record is from RefSeq and is a predicted model, not a curated record. The coding region runs from base 155 to 763 and encodes 202 amino acids. Lineage: Eukaryota; Metazoa; Chordata; Actinopteri; Pomacentridae. The transcript has 8 exons.